UAGACAUUCCUGCACCCACGGGAUGACUGAAUCCAGUCAGAGAUCAGGAAGAGCAUGAAAAAGCCUCAAAGCUUUUGGUUGAAGAUGCCGGGAGACGGAAACCCAAAGCGCAGUUUUUGUUUUUUGUUUUGUUUUUUACUUCCUUCCCCAACCCCUCCCCCCAAAAGUAGGACUACUCAUUUGACUCUUCAGCAGUUCUGAUGCCAACGAUUUGCAACGGUGAGGAGCUGGGUCUGAUCUGAUUUAUAUCCACUGUGAUCAACACUCAGGACUUUCCAGAUCGUGACCCAGGACUGCAGUGUAACCAGAUUCCUCACAAGAAGGACACUGUGAUUUUGGAUUCCUUGGUGGAGGAACACAAAGCUCUCUGGUCUUGCUGCCAACAAUGCAAGUGUGAUUGCUGGCAUCUUCAUGGGCUCCAGAGGUCACAGCACGCUCCCACGGACUCUCAUGGCCCCUCGGAUGAUUUCUGAGGGAGACAUAGGAGGCAUCGCUCAAAUUACCUCCUCUCUCUUCCUGGGCAGAGGCAGUGUGGCCUCCAACCGGCACCUCCUCCAGGCUCGUGGCAUCACCUGCAUCGUUAAUGCUACCAUUGAGAUCCCCAAUUUCAACUGGCCCCAAUUUGAAUAUGUUAAAGUGCCUCUGGCUGACAUGCCCCAUGCUCCCAUUGGACUGUACUUUGACACUGUGGCUGACAAGAUCCACAGUGUGAGCAGGAAGCAUGGGGCCACGUUGGUGCACUGUGCCGCAGGGGUGAGCCGCUCGGCCACUCUCUGCAUUGCUUACCUGAUGAAAUUCCACAGUGUGUGCCUGCUGGAGGCGUACAACUGGGUGAAAGCCCGUAGGCCCGUCAUCAGGCCCAACGUAGGUUUCUGGAGGCAGCUGAUAGACUACGAGCGCCAGCUCUUUGGGAAGUCGACAGUUAAAAUGGUACAGACACCUUAUGGCAUAGUUCCAGACGUUUAUGAGAAAGAGUCCCGACACCUGAUGCCUUACUGGGGGAUAUAAUGCCACCAAAGCCUGCAUCAGCAGCCCCUUGAGCAGUACCAGCAUCUGCUACACACCGUCUGUUCCCCUCUUCACCUUUCUUUUCAAAUGGUUGACUCUUGGUUCUCCCUGAAGUGUUUUUUACACUGGGUGUUCAAGUUUAUUUUAAAAGAUAGGGAGGGGGGGAGGAACAUUAAGGGGAAUGCAUACAUUGCUAGUAACAUUUUUAAAACUAACAUUUUGGAAUAGUGUUUAUGAAAAUCUUUAACUGGCUUUUAAUCAUCAUUUUUAACAAUUUGAACAGUUUAAUAAACUGUUUGGUUCUGCUAUAUUCUGAAUCCCAUGCCUUUAGGCAUUAUGGCAGGUGCCGAAGGAGCUCAGUGCAAAAAUCACUUUGGGUCCUCAUUAACCCUUUAGAGACAAGCUUUGCCCAAGGCUGCUGACCACACAGAUGCUUAGGGAAGAUUGAUACCAGCUUCAGUCUCUACUGGAUUAGCCCUACUCUUUCCUUUCCUAUUAUUUAGUGACUCUGUAAGUUAAAAAAAUAAAUAAAUAAACCUUUGUUAUCUAGUUGUUAAGUAAUUAUGAAAUCUGCUGCAAACACCCUCUUGGAAUCAUUGUGCCCCAGGACUAUAUUAGCACUAUUUUUAAUAAAUAUAUCUGCAUAACA
This is a messenger RNA of Hyaena hyaena (striped hyena), 1657 nucleotides long. It is a transcript of the gene DUSP14, whose product is annotated as dual specificity phosphatase 14. Gene Ontology annotation, cellular component: cytoplasm. Gene Ontology annotation, biological process: protein dephosphorylation. NCBI's taxonomy places the organism in Eukaryota, Metazoa, Chordata, Mammalia, Carnivora, Hyaenidae. Gene Ontology annotation, molecular function: MAP kinase tyrosine/serine/threonine phosphatase activity. The coding region runs from base 412 to 1008 and encodes 198 amino acids. The record is from RefSeq and is a predicted model, not a curated record. The transcript has 3 exons.